Pichia kudriavzevii is the source of this 750-nucleotide messenger RNA. RefSeq lists its product as uncharacterized. The coding region runs from base 1 to 750 and encodes 249 amino acids. Gene Ontology annotation, cellular component: nucleus; cytoplasm. The record is from RefSeq and is a predicted model, not a curated record. NCBI's taxonomy places the organism in Eukaryota, Fungi, Ascomycota, Pichiomycetes, Pichiales, Pichiaceae. The transcript has a single exon.
AUGUCUCAGAAGGUUAUGAAAGGUACCAUUCUCUGUCUGCACGGUUUUGCCCAAAACGGCAAGGUUUUCUCCGUCAAAGCGUCGGGUAUAAGAAAAGCGUUAAAGAAGGCAGGCUAUCAUACUGUUUUCAUCGACGGUCCAAUCAAGUUGACACCGGCAGACUUGCCAUUUGCUGCAUCAAGUUUGGGUGCCGACGAUAAGGCCGAAGAAGUUGACUUUAGAGGCUGGGUCUAUACCCAACCGGAGAAAUUUGACAUUCAGCCAUCAUUGGAUACCAUCAAGAAGGCAUGGGAGGAACACGGUCCAUUUGUUGGUAUUAUGGGAUUCUCUCAGGGUUCCGGUGUUGUUGGUGCUCUCCUGUCCACGUUUGAUAAGGUGGUUGGAGAUGAAAAGGCCUUUGAACACUUGAAAUUCGCAAUCUUGUAUUCCGGGUUUAAGCUUGAAAAUCCUUCAGCCCAACACUACUACGAAAAAAAGGUAACACUUCCUACACUUCACGUCAUUGGUGAACUCGAUACACUGGUUGCCAAUGAGAGAUCUCUUGCUUUUGCAGAAAUCUGCGAAAACCACACCAUCCUCAAGCAUCCAGGUGGACAUUACUGUCCAAGUACCAAGGAUCUUCUCAAACAAGAAGUUGCCUGGGUUGAAAGUGUGCUUGCUGGCGAAGAGAAAAAGGAAGAGGCUUCCAAAGACAAAGAGGACGACGUCUCCAAGCUUGCUAAUCAGCUCGACAAUCUUGGUAAGGCUUAG